AUGGUCGUGUACAUUUGGAGUUUGAACAUUAGCAACAAAGACAGUUCUGCGCUCAAUCAAAGUUCCAAUGUCAGUUCAGGGGACCCCCUAGCACCCCACGACCCCCCUGACCUGAGCAGGACCGGUCACACGGUGAUAGCCGUCUGCCUCGGAUUUAUUUUGGUGUUUGGAUGCCUGAACAAUCUCUUUGUCUUGCUCAUCUUCGCGAGGUUUCGCUCACUGUGGACACCUAUAAAUCUCAUUCUGCUGAACAUCAGCGCGAGCGACAUACUCGUGUGUUUGUUUGGGACUCCCUUCAGUUUUGCCUCCAGUCUAUAUGGGAAAUGGCUAUUUGGAAAUCACGGCUGCAAAUGGUACGGCUUUGCCAAUUCGCUUUUUGGAAUUGUGUCUCUGAUGUCUCUGUCCAUCCUCUCAUAUGAGCGUUAUGGUGCCCUGCUGCACCGUACCAAGGCAGACGCAUCUGACUUCCGAAGGGCCUGGCUAUGUGUGGCGGGAUCCUGGCUGUAUUCGCUGGUGUGGACUCUGCCUCCAUUCAUAGGUUGGAGCAGCUAUGGCCUGGAGGGAGUCGGGACUACAUGUUCGGUGCAGUGGCAUCAGCGCUCAAUCAGUAGUAUGUCAUAUGUGGUGUGCCUGUUCAUCUUCUGCCUGCUUCUGCCCCUGAUGCUCAUGGUCUUUUGCUAUGGCAAAAUCCUGCUCAUUAUCAAAGGGGUAACUAAAAUCAACCUGCUGACUGCACAAAGGCGAGAGAACCACAUCCUUCUCAUGGUUGUCACCAUGGUAUCCUGCUACCUGUUUUGCUGGAUGCCUUAUGGGGUGGUUGCCCUGCUGGCCACCUUUGGCAGGAGGGGGCUGAUCACUCCCAUAGCCAGUGUGGUGCCCUCAGUCCUGGCCAAGAGCAGCACUGUGGUCAACCCUGUCAUAUAUGUGCUUUUCAAUAACCAGUUCUACAGGUGUUUCAAAGCAUUUUUGAAGUGUAAGGGAGAACCAUCUAUUCACUUGCAGAACCCUCUGCCAAACAGCAAAGGAGAUCCCCGUGUACACAAGACCUGUGAUGGACCAUCAUGGCAUCGCAGCUUCAGAAGCCUGACCAACAGCCCCCAGAAGAGGGAGAGGCACCCUCUGACCUUAGUGGUCCACUACACUCCCUGACUCUGUCAAAGACUGUCUGCGUUCUUUACAGCUCAGCAUUUAUAAUGCUUCAUGAUGACUCUGCAGUGUUAAAUUCAGAAGCAGAGUUAAACCUUCCAUCUUUACACUCUCCACCAUGAAAUAUACAAUGUAUUAACUUAAAGAAAGGCUGCCUCAUCAAAUUGCCAUGUUCCAUGCUGCAACUAUUUCAGAAUCCCUGAUUUUCAUCAAAAUGCAAUCACAUUUAUUUCUCUAUUUGUUUUUUAUGAGCUCUGUGCAUUUUUAAAUAGCACUGUACAGUGUGAAAUUGAUGUGCAGUGAAAAAAACUCACAGUCUACUUAAUAUUCCUGAUGACCCCAGUGAAAUCAAAAUUGGAGUUUUGUGCCUUUAAGUCCAUGUUUUUUCACUUUGAGUUCAUCUAUAUGUUAGUAAACUCUAAAAAAUCAUAGGCGUCACUUUGAUUUAAAAAGUGGUGAGGACAGUUUUUUUAGGGGG
Myxocyprinus asiaticus (Chinese sucker) is the source of this 1624-nucleotide messenger RNA. RefSeq names its product teleost multiple tissue opsin 3a (gene tmtops3a). Gene Ontology annotation, biological process: G protein-coupled receptor signaling pathway; visual perception. The transcript is spliced from 4 exons. NCBI's taxonomy places the organism in Eukaryota, Metazoa, Chordata, Actinopteri, Cypriniformes, Catostomidae. Gene Ontology annotation, cellular component: photoreceptor outer segment; membrane. The coding region runs from base 1 to 1149 and encodes 382 amino acids. The record is from RefSeq and is a predicted model, not a curated record. Gene Ontology annotation, molecular function: G protein-coupled receptor activity.